Messenger RNA from Portunus trituberculatus (swimming crab), 2107 nucleotides. Its product is annotated as protein CREG1-like. The transcript is spliced from 7 exons. Bases 104 to 835 code for a protein of 243 amino acids. The record is from RefSeq and is a predicted model, not a curated record. Lineage: Eukaryota; Metazoa; Arthropoda; Malacostraca; Decapoda; Portunidae.
UCCCUCACUGGCAACUAAGGAAGCGAACCAAGCUCUCUCCUGGCAACCCUGCACAGCAUCAGAAGGGACAGUGCCAGUGCCAAAGGGACGUCGAUUCUUCACCAUGUCGAAGCUAGGCGCCCCGUACAGCCUCCUGGGGCGAGAAUAUGCCACGCAGGAGAAUUACCCAACCAAGAAAUGGAACUACUUCUUCCUGGGCUUCAUAACCGCUCUUGUCAUGACUCUUCUAGGUGGUACAGCAUUUCAGCUGUACAUGUCAUCCAGCCAAGUGGUGACCGUGUCCAGUGGUCGGCUGACACACUGGUGGCCAGAGCCUCCACCACACGACCAGGUGGCCAAAGUGGCUCGAUAUGUGGUGCAUAUCUCUGAAUGGGGUUCUGUCUCCACAACCUCCACUGCCGACCCUAUCAAGGGCUACCCAUUCGGUAACAUUAUGAGUAUCAGUGAUGGCCCAGUGGACAGGGCAUCCGGCACUCCCUAUGCUUACAUCACACGCAUGGACCUCACUGGCAAGGACCUACUGACAGAUACCCGUGCCACACUGUCCAUCUCCGAGGCCCAGUCUGAUUACUGCCAGAAACAUGACCUUGACCCGGAGGACCCUCGGUGUGCUCGUAUCCUUCUGACAGGCAACAUGGUGGAGGUAAAGAAUGGAACAAGUGAAGCUGAAUUUGCUAAAGCAGCUUUGUUCUCCAGACACCCUGUAAUGGAGACUUGGCCGGCAGAUCAUAACUGGAUAUUUGUGAAGCUGAACAUCAAACACAUCUAUGUCCUGGACUUCUUUGGUGGUGCUAGCGAGGUGGAUGUUGUGGAUUACUACAAUGCUGAACUGUGAGUGUUGAGUGUCCAGCAAACAGUGUCAUAACACACACACACACACACACACACACACACACACACACACACACACACACACACACACACACACACACACACACAGAUAAACUCCAUUGAAGCUCCUUGACUGUCCCAGGCUGUGCAAUUGUUCUAUAAAAGCUCAAGUCUUCACCGGGAGUUCCAGAAUUUAAACCGUUACAUUUAUAUUUGAGGGAAAAAUGUAAUCGUAUAUUUUUUGUCAUGAGGUAGGUGGUUAUGUGCAGUUUACAAAGCAAAUGCUGUAUUUUUGUAUUGGUGCGGCUUAAAACUAAUGGCAAAAAUGUUUAUAUAUUACUAUUUUAUAUCCUUGGUGCCAUUGAAUCCAAGGACAACAGACAUGGCUAUAGUCACUGGGCUGACCCUUUCACUGUUGACUGCCUUAGCUGUUUAUGCUCAUUGAAACCUUUGUAUUUGUAUGAUAAAUUACUUAUAUCAAUGUAAUCUAGUAUCUCAUUUAAUAUUACUGGUAGAAAUAGUUGGUUUGCUACAUUUCAUUAAACAAGACUAGUAACAAAGCAGUCAACAGAUGGGAGCCUCAGCGCAGUACAGUUAACAUGUUUGUCUGCCUGCAAGUGGGAAAACUAUUAUAGCAUUUACAAUAUUGACCAGUUUACUUUUCAUGGUAUGUGUCUGUGUAUAUCAAAGUAAAACCACAGUCAGCUCUAUAAUUAGUGUGGCACUUGGCAGUAUUCAAAGCUUGUGGUUAGAUAUUAAAAGAUAGUGCUGGAUCAGAUGCUGACCAUAUGUUAAGAGUACAACUGGUACCUACUAUUUGUGUAAGUGAAUGCAGUCAGUAUUUGUUAGUAGUGGUACAAUUAUUACUACAAUUUGUGUUAAUGAAGUAGUCAUUAGUUGUUAGGUGUAACUUGUAAGCAUAUAUAUGUAUGUAUGUACACGAGUUGACCAUGAAAAAAGAAAAUAAUAAAAAAGUAGGAUUUUCAAUAGUUAGGAAAUAUGAGUAGAUGGAUCAGGUUAUCCUUUGAAUCUUUCCCCCCACGAGGUGACUGGUGGUGAUGAGGGCUGUGCUCCUACACACCACAGGAGCAGUCAGUUUGACUUCCCAAGAUAAGCAAUAAAGUCUAUAGUAUUCAAAAAGUAUUCUGCUUCCAUGUUACACAACUACAAUGAAAAUGUGCCUUAUUGCUGCCUACUCUAGCAAGGAAAGACUCAGUACUGUAGCUGUCUUCCCUUCUGCUUUGUAAAUAUAACCCAAAUAUAUAUGAUAUAUUUC